Echinostoma caproni is the source of this 276-nucleotide messenger RNA. Lineage: Eukaryota; Metazoa; Platyhelminthes; Trematoda; Plagiorchiida; Echinostomatidae. The record is from the annotation of a GenBank genome assembly.
AUGCGUGCUUUAACCAUAUACACAAAGGAAUUCAUGUUAAAAAUUAAGGAUGUUAUUGUGAAAAACCAUACUGCCAUGUUUGAAGUGCCAGUUGCUAAUCAAGCGCACAAAUACUGCAAACGAGGAAAACGCAUUCGUGCCGGUUGGCAAACUGUCCUUGGUCGUACCACUCCCAGCAAGAUGACCGUACCUACCAUUGAAUCAUGGCUCAAUGAGGAUGUGGACGAUUCCGUGGUCCAACUGGAUAAUUUCGUCUGUUUCAGACAGGACAGAUAA